Acyrthosiphon pisum (pea aphid) is the source of this 3154-nucleotide messenger RNA. RefSeq lists its product as uncharacterized. Lineage: Eukaryota; Metazoa; Arthropoda; Insecta; Hemiptera; Aphididae. The transcript has 2 exons. The coding region runs from base 2412 to 2909 and encodes 165 amino acids. The record is from RefSeq and is a predicted model, not a curated record.
AUUGGAAACUGAAAACGUUCCUAUACAUUUUAAAACAAAUCAAAAUAUUUUGAAAAUUUUAUCAUGUAUAGAAAAUAAGGUAAAUUGAAUAACUCAUUCAACUUUAAACAAUGUUGCACUUGGCAAAUUUCCUAUAGAGUAUAGUGGACGCGCAGUCCAUGAUGUACAAUAUAUAUUAAUAUGCAGUCUAUGAUCAAUCCUCAGAGACCAGAUUAUAUGCUAAGUUCCCACUUAAAUAUUUCGAGUAUCCACGAAUACCAAAUAUUCAACACGAUAUACACGAGUCAAGAUGAAUUUUGACAAUAUAUCAAGUAGAUUGUUGAUAUUAUUCUAUUAUUCUUUGAGUAAGUGCUUAUCAUUUUAUUAGCAUUGGCUUACGACUAGCUACUAUAUAAUUAUUUAUUUUUAAAUACUUGUACAUCAUUAGGAUUUAGGCUUAUACUUGAUUUUCGUUCAGCAGAACCAAUAUUUUGUUAGUACCUCUGAAAUAGUCUAAUAUUUGAGUGAAUUAAUCUAUUAUCAUAUUUAAAGGUACCUAUGAAUAUUAUCUAGGGCACCUCGUAAUUCGUAUAAGCUUUUAAUGAUGUAAUAAUGACGGCUUGCCUACCAAAUAAAUAAACUGGGACCAAUACAAUAUUUUAACUUCUUUAUAAGUUAAAAUUUUUCAAUUACUCGUUCAAUUAAUAACAUCGAUACUUAAAAUUAUUUUUCAUUUGAAUGACUAAUCUUCUGUUAUAAAUCUUAUGAUAAAACUGGUUCAACUUUUUAUUUAAAUUUUUUUUUGAUAAUUAGGGCCCGGAUUUUAAUGCAAAAAGCAUUAUUUUUGGCAAAAUGCUUUUCAAGAACAAAAUUCGUUUCAUACAUCGUAGAGAGUUGAAAACUUAAACUGAUAUUUUGUAUUUUUAGUAGUUUAAGCAUUUUUAGAGAUUUUAUUAAAAUUUAGUUACCUAAUUUUGUUAAUUUUUAGCGCAUAUUUAUACAUAUAAUAUAUCAUAUUUUUCCAUCAAACUUAAUUGGUAAUUCAAAAAAUGUAUUAGCUCAAGAAAAAUUUGUUCUGACCAUUUAUCAUUUGUCGAUUGUACCAAGUUCCUUUUAUUUAUGAUUUUAAUACGUCGCGUGUCCAUAACGUCUUUAUCUAUCUAACUACAUUCUACAGGUAAUCGAAAAAAAAAUUUCCAGAAAAAAAUCUUCAAACCAACUACUUAGUUAUUAAAUUAUAAAGGACAGUAGGUUAGGUACCUAGAUAAAAGCAAAUGGUUAGGUACCUAAGUACCUUGUACCUAUAUUAUACUUAAAUAUAAAAAUAUAUAAAAAAUAAUAAUAUCUAACAAUUGUGGCCCAGAUUAAAAUGCCCCCCUAGGAAUUUUCAAUUACAUUCUAGAAGUUUUCAAUCAUCAAAUGUAUGAAACGGAAUUUUCACUUGAAAUGCAUUUUCUGCAAACUGGCAGGUUAGUCCCAUGGAUUUCCCAAAAAAAUAAUGCAUUUUGCAUUCAAAUCUGGGCCCUAGUAAUAAUAUUAAGGAAAGAUUUAGAUUAGGAAAGAUUAACUAGCUUAGCUUUACUCAAUAGGUACUCAUAGGGACAUAAGCAUUGAUGUGGAAAAAAUCAUUGACAGAUUUGCGGCUGGUAAAAAAAUAACCAUAUAAUUGUUGCUCAAAUAAAUUAUUAAUACAUUUGUUUAUUUAAUAUUGAAUAAAAUUGACUGUUGAAUUUUUAUAUGGUUUAAUUUUUUUUUGAUCUAUAACAGAUGUCUAUUGACUAAUUUGUAUUGGAAUUCUAUGACACCAAUUCACCCCCUACUUAAAUGAGCUUCAGAUCCACUACUGAUUUAGACAAAUCGAUAUGUCAUUCCCUCAAAAAUAUUAUUCCCUAUCUUUUUAUCUCUAUUUAUUAUUCAAUCAUUGUGUUUGUAAGACGCAGGCAAGUGGCAAUAAUAUCGACCAUCAUACUAUUAUUAUUAUUAUUAUUAUUAUUAUUAUUGUUAUAUUCUGUGACACUAUCAACACAAUACACAUCUCGUCCUUGUACUAAAAUACAAAACAUACACACAAAACUUCUUAUGUCUCGGGGUUUUCCCCAAACGAAGACUUGUUAAAACAGUUUAGCUGCAUUGAAUAAUGAACGGUCGUGUUUACCAGACUAAAUUGAAAAUAGUUAUUUAUAUAUUUAUUUUGGGUCACAAGUUCUUGACGUUCCCGGUGUGGACGAAUAAUCGUCUCCCCAUCCACAUCCCCGUCCCCACCACUAUAUUUUAGUCUUUUAAUUAAUAGUUUUGUCGUCACUGCUCACUCGUCGGCUAUCGCUAAUCUGAGAACGAUCUUUGCGGCAAUCGUCCGUCUACCAUCUGAUGCCUAACCUAACCGACGAAUUUCGAUUUUCGAAACGCAAGUACGCAAUAAUAUAGUUGUGAAUAUGGACCAGUCUAUGUUGUCAUUCGUCUUAACACAUUUGCCAGACAACUGGGACACCAAUGUCACGUACACCGCUAGCCAUGUGUUGUGCGUUUUAUCCAGGUCGAAAAAUGCUGGUGAAUACCAGUUUGUUGAAGCCAUGUUUUAUGGAGCAAACAUCAGUCAGAUUUUAAGGGUGCAGAACCCGUUUCAAUAUGGAAGAUAUAUGUUGAGGCGUGAAAUGCUAAAUUCUACCUAUGAAAAUACUGUUUAUCAUGGAGUUCAUAGAGAUGAUUUGAGCACGGCAUUGAAAUUUAACUGUGAUUACAGAAGAUAUUCUAGGAAACGAGAGGGGAUUUAUGAAAACUCUCAACAUCCGAUGUUUUAUAAUUCAUUCUCGGAUUUGUUAAACAAAACCAUACAUCCUAUUUCAGACAUUAAUGUCUUAGUUUUAAAAAUAAUGACUAAAGCACCAAAGACACAAUGCGACUACUAUAUUCAGUAUCUUGUUAAAUUUUGAUUUUUUUUUUUUUUUUUUUAAUUAAAAAGAGAUUUUAAUUAAUUAAUUUAUUAACUACUGUUAUAGAAAUAUUUUUUUUUUACAUUUUCAAAAACCUAAAUUAUUCAUUAAAAUAAUUAGGCCAACGUAAUUUAACACAAAGUGAAGAUUUCUUAAAAAGGGACCUGUGAUGAAAACAUUUUUUAAGUUGUACCUGUUGUACUUAUUAUAUUAUACUUAAAUGUAUGCUUUAACAUAAUUAUAAU